Molecule: messenger RNA, 1615 nt
Organism: Yamadazyma tenuis ATCC 10573
Lineage: Eukaryota; Fungi; Ascomycota; Pichiomycetes; Serinales; Debaryomycetaceae
Product: aldehyde dehydrogenase family protein
Molecular function (GO): aldehyde dehydrogenase (NAD+) activity
Source: RefSeq, a predicted model, not a curated record
CUUAUAAAUAGUUACUCAGAUAAACUUAUUUCACCUAUAUCAGCCAUGUCCAUUACAAUCAAGUCUCCAAGCGGUCGUGAAAUCAAAUUUUCCACUGGAUUGUUCAUCAACAAUGAGUUCAGACCUUCCAAGUCGAACAAUGUUUUGACUACUCCCAACCCCGCUACAGGUGAAGAUUUAGCUACUGUUAGUGCUGCUACUGCUGAGGAUGUGGAUGAUGCAGUACAGGCAGCUAGAAGAGCGUUUGUGACUACUUGGGGAAAGAAGAGUACGCCAUCUCAACGUAGUGCUGCUCUCCAUAAAUGGGCUGAUUUGAUACAAGAGAAUAUCGAUACUUUAGCUGAACUCGAAAGUCUUGAUAAUGGUAAGCCAGUCUGGAUGGCUCGUGAUAUAGAUAUUGUUGAUAGUAUCGACUGUCUUCGUUACUAUGCUGGUCUUGCUGAUAAAAUUGAAGGUCGCACCAUUGAACAAGAAGAAGGGCGGAAGAUAGCAUUUACUAGACCUGAACCAAUUGGUGUAUGUGGUCAAAUCAUUCCUUGGAACUACCCAAUUCAAAUGUUUGCCUGGAAAGUAGGUGCAGCCUUGGCUGCGGGUAAUACUAUUAUUAUGAAACCUGCUGAGCAGACACCUCUAAGCGCUCUUGUUUUGGCAGAACUAUCAAUUAAAGCUGGUUUCCCCCCUGGUGUAAUUAAUAUUGUCAAUGGUUUGGGUUCAGUGGCAGGGAGAGCUAUCUCAUCCCACAUGGACAUUGAUAAGAUUGCUUUCACUGGAUCAACCAUCACUGGUCGUUCGAUAAUGGAGUCUGCUGCUAAGAGCAACCUUAAAAAGGUGACUCUUGAACUUGGUGGUAAAUCACCCGUCGUUGUAUUUGAAAAUGCAGAUAUUGACCAAGCAGUGAAUUGGGUAAGUCAAGGGAUCUUGUUCAAUCAUGGUCAAGAUUGCUGUGCUGGAUCCCGGCUAUUCCUUCAAGAAUCGAUCAAGGAAGAGUUCCUUUCCAAGCUUAAGAAGAAUUUCGAGUCUCACGUUAUUGGAGACCCAUUUGACAUAAAGACUUAUCAGGGACCGCAGGUUUCGAAACAACAACAAGAAAAGAUUCUUAGCUACAUCAAAUCGGGUAUCGAACAAGGUGCCACACUUUUGACUGGAGGUGAAGCAAGAAUUGCACAUUUGCUGUCUAAAUUCAAAAACGGCUUUUAUACUCCACCAACUAUCUUCACAGAUUGUAAACCAGGUAUGAAAAUAGUUGAUGAAGAAAUAUUUGGUCCUGUCCUCACUGUUCAAACCUUUGAAACAGAAGAAGAGGCAAUUGAAAAAGCAAACAACACCCCAUAUGGGCUUGGAGCUGGUGUCUUCUCUCAAAACGCUUCUCAAUGCAUGCGUAUGGUCCAUGCUCUUUGCGCUGGUACCGUAUGGUGUAAUCAAUAUGUUGCUUUAAGUAAUGCUGUUCCAUUUGGAGGAAUGAAACAAUCUGGAUUUGGUCGUGAGUUAGGUAUUGAGGGUUUAAAGGAGUACACACAAACCAAGUCAGUACAUUGGAACUAUGGUGAAAAGGCUGAUUGGCCGGUUGAUGGAACUAGUAACUAGACUAUUACAUAAAAUUAGUAUUUUCAGCUUU